AUGUCUCCAUCCUCUGUCGACCUGCUCAUCCUGGGCGCCGGCUGGACAUCAACCUUCCUCAUCCCCCAGCUCAAGGACACGGCCAUUUCCUGGGCUGCCACCACCACCACCGGCCACGAUGGCACCAUUCCCUUCAAGUUCGAUCCGGACGACUCUGACCAGGCCCCGUACGACAGGCUGCCCGCUGCAGCCACCAUCCUUGUCACCUUUCCGCUGCGAGGCUCCGGCCAGUCCCACCACCUGACGUCCAUGUACCGCAAGAGCCACGGCGGCGAGCACAACUGGAUCCAGCUCGGCUCCUCUGGCAUCUUUGCCGACCCCCAUUGGAAUGACAGCGACUCCUCGUACGACGCCGACAAUCCGCGCGCAAUUGCCGAGGACGAGUUGCGCCAAUGCGCCAAUGGCUGCGUCCUCAACCUGUCUGGUCUCUAUGGCGGCGCCCGCCAGCCGAGCAACUGGGUCACCCGCGUCGCCACGACCAAGGAGCAGGUCAAGGCCAAGUCCGCUCUGCAUCUCGUUCACGGCCAUGAUGUCGCCAGGGCCAUCAUUGCCGUCCACCGCAACUUCACCCCGGGGAAGCGCUGGCUUGUCACCGACUUGCACGUCUAUGACUGGUGGGACCUGAUGCACACCUGGGCUCCUGUUGCUGAGGCUGCCGCCAGAGACGCCCUUGGAGCUGAAGAGGCUGCAAAACUCGAGUACCGCAAGUGGGUCGUCGAGUUGAUGGACGAAUGCAGUGUCCGCGCCCUCCCGCGAGCCGCCGAUUCGCUGGGUAGAGUUCUUGAUUCAAGAAGUUUUUGGAGAAGCGUUGGUACUUGGCCCAGCCAUGGGAGAGUCGUGUGA
This is a messenger RNA of Diplodia corticola, 843 nucleotides long. RefSeq lists its product as uncharacterized. NCBI's taxonomy places the organism in Eukaryota, Fungi, Ascomycota, Dothideomycetes, Botryosphaeriales, Botryosphaeriaceae. The record is from RefSeq and is a predicted model, not a curated record. The transcript has a single exon. Bases 1 to 843 code for a protein of 280 amino acids.